AUGGCUGCGCGACGGCUGUCGUCAAUCGUUGGCGGCAGGAAGAACGAGGCCUUUGAUUCUACGGUCGCGAAUGAGGUAAAAUUGGCUCAACUUGGGUAUGAACAAGAGCUCAAACGCUCAUUCUCCCUCCUCGGGAUGGUAGGGUUCAGCUUCUCAAUCGUCACAUGUUGGACAGCCUUGGGAGGUACUUUGAUCGUCGGGAUUGAGGCGGGAGGUCCUCCUGUCAUGGUCUGGUCCUGGGUGGGAAUCUGCCUACUGUCGCUCACCGUUGCAUAUUCUUUCGCCGAAAUGUGCUCCGCGUAUCCAACCGCGGGUGGUCAGUACAGCUGGGUCGCCAUCCUCGCGCCGCCAAAGUACGCCCGGGGUUCCGCCUUCGUGACUGGUUGGUUCAUGUGCACUGGCAUCGUGGCUAUGGGCGCUGUGAACAACUUUAUCACCGCGAAUUUCCUCCUCGGCAUGGCCAACUUGAAUAAUCCAUCUUAUACCAUCGAGCGUUGGCAUGUCGUCCUCGUAACCUACCUGAUCGCCAUUAUCGCCGCCGCAGUCAACAUCCUGUGCUCUCGCUUCCUCAAUCAAAUCUCAACCUUUGCCGUCAUCUGGAAUAUCCUGAGCUUCUUCGUCGUUGUGAUCACGAUCCUCGCCACCAAUGAUCACAAACAGCCGGCGAGCUUUGUGUUCUCGGACUUCCAGAAUGCUACGGGAUUCAGUUCGGGCGGGAUGGCGGUUAUGAUUGGGCUUUUGCAGACGUUGUUUGGAAUGUGCUGUUACGAUGCUCCUAGCCACAUGACUGAAGAGAUGCUCAAUCCUGCCAAAGAAGCCCCUCAAGCCAUCAUCCUCUCCGUCUACCUCGGCGCUGUAACUGGCUUCGUCUUUCUGAUCUCGGCUUUCUUCUGCAUCGGCGACUUGGAAGCUACCGCGACCACACCCACUGGCGUCCCGCUAAUCCAGAUCUUUGUCGACAGCACCUCCUCAAUUGGCGGCGCGACCACUCUGGCAGCGAUGAUCACCGUGAUCGUUGUGAUAUGCGCGAAUUCGCUCAUGGCCGAAGGAAGUCGCGCACUUUGGGCGUUCUCGCGCGACCACGGCCUGCCUUUUAGCAAGAUUUUCGCCAAAGUGGACAAGAAAUCCCAGGUUCCGGUCUACAGCAUCUUGCUGUGCAUGGUUUUGCAAAUGGGCCUGAAUAGCAUCUACUACGCCUCCUAUGAAGGCUUCAGCACCGUCAUCUCCAUCGCCACGUUCGGAUUCUACCUGUCCUAUGCGGCGCCCCUUUUCGUUCGCCUUUGGUCCCUUGUCACGCACUCCAAUCCUUCGGCAGUCACGAUCAACGGACAGUAUACACUGGGGAAGUACAGCCCCUACAUCAACGCCGUCGGCCUCGUCUUCCUGAUCUUUGCAGGGAUCGAUUUCAACUUCCCACAGGUCGGACCCGUUACUGGCGAGAACAUGAACUAUUGCUCGGCCGCGUUCGGCGUCAUAGGAUUGGUAUCAAUUGUGACGUGGGUAUUUGACGGCCGGAAGAACUUCACGGGGCCGCAAACACCGGGCAUUGUCAAUGCGAUUGAGGCCGACGCAGGAGACAAGGAUGUACGCAUUGGAGCAGCGGCUGGUGCUGGUGCGGGAGAAAAAGCAGCCACUCGGUCGCCGGCCAAGGGAAGCGUUGACGACGGAUCGAGCGAUGAGAAACCUGGCGACAUCGAGGCAAGAUAG
Messenger RNA from Cladophialophora yegresii CBS 114405, 1707 nucleotides. RefSeq lists its product as uncharacterized. Bases 1 to 1707 code for a protein of 568 amino acids. The record is from RefSeq and is a predicted model, not a curated record. The transcript is spliced from 5 exons. NCBI's taxonomy places the organism in Eukaryota, Fungi, Ascomycota, Eurotiomycetes, Chaetothyriales, Herpotrichiellaceae. Gene Ontology annotation, cellular component: membrane. Gene Ontology annotation, molecular function: transmembrane transporter activity. Gene Ontology annotation, biological process: transmembrane transport.